Molecule: messenger RNA, 4892 nt
Organism: Mercenaria mercenaria
Lineage: Eukaryota; Metazoa; Mollusca; Bivalvia; Venerida; Veneridae
Product: EF-hand calcium-binding domain-containing protein 6-like
Exons: 17
Coding region: 343-3324 (993 amino acids)
Molecular function (GO): calcium ion binding
Source: RefSeq, a predicted model, not a curated record
GACUGUGCGACAUACUUGAUACCUAUGUUAAUCUCCGUCCAAUAGCCUUCUUGUCUUUACAAUAGAGGAUUAGCCCGUUCAACGUAUUCUUUAUGGAUGAUCUGUUUUCUAUAUACCCUAAACAAAAAAGUCAGGGGAAAUAAUAGCGUAUUUGACGGUAUAUGGAUAUUAAUCAAAGAGCGCCUAUGCAGGUAACCAACUGUGCGUUGCCAACGGAGAUACACGGUGUUUGAGACGGGAAGGAACUCGGUAUCGUGUCUUAUACCUUGGAACCGUAUUACAGGGUAACAGAAAAAGGACUUUAAGGAUUUUAGGGACAUAGUGGAUACAUAAGGAAUAAAUAUGUCACAGGUGGGCGUCCGACCGGCGUCCCAGAUGAGUACGGGAAGAAUGGGGGUUACGUUACCCCAGAUUCAACACCCGAUGUCCCGAAUGAGCAACCCCGGUGAUAUGGAACUACGAGGGGUCUCGAGGUCCGGAGACAGACCAAUGUCGAACCCGGGUCGGCCGCUCGCUAACGAGUCUCAUUAUCCCGUCAGGAAGUCGAUGAGUGCCCUGUCGGGCAGGGACAGUCGGCAAGCAAGUCGUCUCGGUCGGGAGAACGUACCCCCACCCAUGGCGAUUGACAGUAUACCCGAGGGGGUGGAGGUUACAUUUGGAGAUCCUAGCAAAACUAGAAUGCCUAUUUUCGGCCGCACCUCCGAUAGUAACAAGGCUGAUGUUACAUCCCGGCCAGAUUUGCCACCGAGCCGAGCCAGCUCCCGUUUGUCCACAGCAUCCGCACAGGCACGGCUUGAAAUAGAUGAAUUGGAAAUGUUGUUACGACAGAGGAUGAGGGGAAAUUUCUUUGAAAUAAGAAAGCAGUUUCAAAAUAACGACCCUGAAGGGAAAGGGAACGUUUCAAGGGAAGCGCUGUACAGAAUUUUGAUGACGGUAUUAGGUCGGCAGUUGACACAAAACCAGUUCAUGAAGUUGCUGGAGAGACUGGGAUUCAAUAACAAAGUUGUUAUUAACUACACAGAGUUCUUCUCACUGUUCCGUAAGAUGAACGAGGAAGACUCAUCCUUCCCGAAGUGGAUGGACCCCGUACAGAGAACCCACCUUGAGAAAGCCUGCAUGUCUUCUGAACAGGUCCACCAACAACUCAAAGAAAAGGCAAAACAGAGGGUGAUGGACGUGGCGGAGCUUAUCCCGCAGAUGAAUCCAGGUGGUAGUGGCCGCAUCAUGAAACCAGAACUCAGACAGCUCCUUAACCGACUUAUGUUCUACAUGGAUGACAUUGAAUUCGAAAAACUCUGGAAUAAGUAUGACCCUGAUGCAUCGGGUACAAUUAGUGGAGAGAAGUUCAUGAGAAAACUGGGUAUCACAUUCACCAAUGGUGCAGCUGAAAACGGUAGAUUGUCACCUAUAGCAGAAUCAGAUCUACGAAAACUAAAAAUCUCAGAUCGCAGAGUGGUUGAGGAAUUCAAAACACUAAGUAGUAAGUCGAGCGCACUGACGAGGUACAUGCAGUUCAUGCAAUAUUUAGAACAGCGCAGUAAGCGUACUCCACGCCGGAAGGAGGUUGAGAGACGCAAUCAGUUGGAUAUAGAACGCUGGCUGAAAAAUAAGUUCAGGGAAGGCUUCUCUACCAUGAGGGAAAGUUUCGAGGCCAAAGAUCCAAAGAAUGAAGGCUCUGUUGGUUUCGACGAUUUCCUAGAAGUUCUGGGGAACUAUGGUCUAAAACUUGAGAAGAAAUACCUAGCGGCGUUCCUGUCUAGAUGCAGCGUUUCAGCCAAUAAGAACGGCACCAUCCCGUACAGAGAGUUCCUGCACAGGUUCCAGGACCGCAGCGAGAAGGGCAUGACCCAUACCAUUCUUACUGAUAACAAACACAGGCUAGUGAGACUGUUCAACAAUGAUCAGAAGUCCGAGAAUGGUUCAAACCUGAGUGCUAUCGAGGGACAGCUUAUGAAUAUGUUCCAGAGAGACUUUUUGGCACUCCUAGGAACAUUUAAGAGUAUAGACAAACUUGAGACAAAUGUGAUCAGCCAGGAAGAGUUCCGUGCCGCUAUGGAGAGCCGCUUCAACCUUACACUGACAGACGAACAGUUCGAUGGAUUUGUUGACAGAAUUCCUCUUGAUGAAGAUGGAAACGUUAAAUAUACAGAUUUCAUGCAGCAGUUUGACACGAGAGGUAUGGCCCCAAGCUUAUUCCCGUCCAAAGAGAACGAUACCAGGAAGAUAGUAAAAGUUGGACCACUGCCAGAAGACCCGCCAAAACCAAUGGAGCCGACAACCCAGAGAUCGGACAUGGGUGAAUAUAUCACCUUUGACGAGCCUCCGCUUAUAGACGAUAGUGUACCUAAACGGUCGCCACAAGAAAUGUUCAGAGUGAUAAAGGAUUUACUCAAUAAAAAAUUCAAUGAGGUUGAAAAUAUGUUCUUCCAGUUAGAUGAAAUAAAUUCAAUGAGGAUGUCACAAGAACAAAUGUUCCAGUUACUAAGAAGAUUCCCUGAAAUUAGACCGGAAGUAACGAGAGGAGAAAUCCGGGAUCUGUGGAAAACAUUUAUCACGAACAAGGAUAAAACAUUGGAUUAUUACGAGUUUGUCCGCCAUUUUGGUUUCUCGAAGACGUCUGCUGCUUUCCCGAAUGCGAAGCGAGUACCACCACGACACGGUGAUGCAGAUUUCAUGAUUCGCUCCCGGAAGUUGAAUUGUGCUGCCGAUAUGCUGCAGGACAGCUUGAGGUCAAAGAUUGACUACAUGUGGGAAGACCUUCGUAAAGAGUUUGUUGGUAUGGAUCCUUAUGGUAUAGGAUAUGUAUCCCAGGACGAGUUCCGCGAUGUACUCAAGGAACUGUGUGUACACCUCAGUGAGUUCGAGCUAGACACGCUGACACGAAAAUUCGAUAUAAAGAAAGAUGGAAGAGUAUCAUAUAUAGAAUUUUUGAAGCCAUUUGCUCUACGGAAGCAGAUCUGGCGUCAUGGAAACAACAUGUUAUCACUGCUGCAGCAUCCCCAGGCUGAACUACCUGUCAGUGAUAUAGUAGAACCACCACAGAAAGGUCUUCAUGGCCUCACUGCAAAACUCAGACAAAAGCUGGCAGGUGAUUGGAAGAACCUUCGUCGUGCGUUCCGGAAGUUGGACAAGACAAACAAUGGUUACUUGUCCGUUCCGGAAUUCAGGUCGGUGCUCAAACUUGCAAACGUGAUAUUGGAUGAGGACGAAGUUUACCAUGUUCUCAACAGGUUCGAUCACAACAUGUCUGGAAAAAUACAGUACGAGAAAUUUAUUGAAGAGACAUUCAAACCAGAAACAAGACAUAGUGUACGACCUGUGUGAAAAUGACUCCCUUGGUUUUAGCCAGUAUUAUUUGAAUUAUAGUGUAUAUAUCUAAACACUUUUGUCUCAUCCUAAACUUUUUGUGACAUUGAUAUUUGAAAAAAUUGGUCUCGUCGAUUGUUGAUGCAAGUCGCAUGCAUGAAUACACUAUUUUUCCUUGGCUAUGAUACUAUUUUCACUUUCAGUAUUUCAUGUAUAUGUUGUAAAGAUAAAUCUGAUAUAAAAUUUUCAGGCUAUAGGCCGAAACGUUGAAGAGAAUGUAAUUCUGCAUUCUUAUUUGAAUUAUGGUAGAUUUCAUGCUUUAUGAAUCUGGUUGUGUUCUAUAAUGAAUGCCUGCACGAGAGAUUGUGGUAAGCUUAUGUGACCAAGGUUGCACAUAGAGAUAUGUUUCUCCUUAAUGUGACUGCACGUGUAUUUGCGUAAUGACUCGGGCAGAUGCUCAGUGGCAGAAUUCAUCUGAAUAAAAGCAGACUCAAUUUAUGUAAUGAGAUGUGAAAUUAUUAUAGGGCUUUACUUCCAUCUGCAUACAUUGCUUGCAGGGGAACUGUUUUUGUUUACCAUAGAACGGUCAAAAUAUUCCGUCCGUCUUUUUAAAGUGAUAGAAAGUUUUACAUUUUUACUCUGCCGUUCCAUUUUAUUCCUAUGUAAUAUUAUAAGUAUUUUAUAUACACUGACUAGCUGUGAUUAAUGUGUGAUAAAAAUGUUUGUUAUUUUAUUGUUGUUGUCAUUAUCAUUUUUCUUCAUUAAGCUAUUUACUAUUCCGAGUGUAUUAUUUAGUCACAUAUUGUAAUAAAACACGUAUUUUAUCAAAGCAUAAAACAUUUAUGUUGGCUGAUUUUGUUAGAUUGGCUGGUACUGAAAUAAAGCUAUUUAAUCUUUAGCCUGCUAAAUUUCUAAAAUGGACCAGUCUGUCAUUCAGUUUGGGCAAUGCCAUUUAUUAUUUGAAGGGGUGUUCACAGAACAUUUACUGACUGAAUAGCGAACAGUGCAUGACCAUGAUCAGCCUGCACGGACGUGCAGGUUGGUCUUGGUCUGCACUGGUCGCAAAGGCAGAAAGGCAUUUGCCGCCAGCAGGCUAAAGGUUAAGCAUAUUCAUCAACAUUUAAACAGGAAAUUCAUUUACAUUUACAAUUAUUGCCUAGACAACUGCGUAUAACAAUUUGAGAACUCGAAGCACAGUAUUAAGUAAAAUAAGGGUACGUUUUUAGAUGUUUAUGUUUUAAGAAACAACUGUUAUUUACUGAUACAUAGUUUAUAAUGUGUGUUACUCUUACUGUAAGUAUAUAGAUAUAUGUUAUAAGAUAGUUUUACUAUCAUUUAUCCUUUUUGUUUGUUACACAUUCUACCUUCUUACAUUUCACUUAGUACAUGACAUUCGAAGACUUGGGUAUUUUCUUCAGUCAUCUAUUUAUUAAAACAAGUUGAAGUUCUUCCUUUUCCAAACAUUUCUGUGAAUGACAUUUAAUUGAUAUAUGAUCCAGAAUCUGUGAUAGUUUUCUGUUUGCAGUUUUACAACUCUAUCAAGCACUAACAGUGUCAGUUUACAAAUAAAGUCAUGUAUAAAGUGA